AAAUUGUCUUCAACAUCAGGUACCAAAUGGAGUCUUUCCUACUGCUCCUCCUUCUGGUAAUACAAGGUGGGAUUCGUUGCUGUGCCCGGAACAAUCGCCUGUGCGCCCCUUCGGCGUGCGGCGAGGUCCGUAACAUUAGCUAUCCCUUUCGACUGAAGGACGACCCGAAAGGCUGCGGGGACUCGAGGUUCGAGCUGGCGUGUGAAGAUAACCGCACGGUGCUAUCUUUGUACGCCGGCCGAUAUCACGUGAAAAGGAUAAUACCAGACAUCAAUUAUUGGGGUAUCAUUGAGGGGCUUAUGGAAGUGGUCGAUGUCGGGCUGCAAAAGAGCAACUGUUCCUCCCUUCCUCUCCACCCCUUAACAUACUCUAAUUUCAGUGGAGAAGGAGCUGAUCCGUACUAUCUGAGUCAUUCAUUUCCCACGGUGACCAUUCUGUCUUGCUCAAAGCAAGUGACGUCUCCUUCAUAUAUACACACUGAACCGUGUAUAGCUUUAAACGGGUACUAUACUUAUGCCGUCCUCUAGCGGGUAUCCGAUAUUGAGGAUUCUUGCACCAUAACCAUGUCCAUACCUGCAGCAGAAUAUAUAUGGGAUAAAAUAGGAGCAUCGUCCUGGGAGAAUCGCACGGUCUCUUACAACGACAUCCACAAUGCGAUGGCCGACGGGUUUAAUCUCUCGUACUGGUUGCCGCGGAAGAAAACAUAUCACUUUUGCUUCUUAGGCUUCCGAUUCCGAGGGAAACGAUGCAUACCCUACUACUACGACAAUUCUUCCUGGGGUACGGCGCUAAAUGUUGCAUUGAAUACAGUUCCUGAUGUCGGCUUUGUCUUUGUUCACUUCUUGGCAGCGAAGUUCAUUUUCGGAGCUCCAUGUGUGUUGAUACUUCUAAUCUAUAAGUGGAUGAGGAGGCAUCAAGCAAUGGAUGCAAACGUCGAAGAAUUUCUACAAGCUCACAACAACUUUUUGCCCAUAAGGUACUCUUACUCCGAUAUCAAGAAGAUCACAAAAAAUUUCAAGCACAAGUUAGGUGAAGGGGGAUUUGGUUCCGUGUACAGAGGAGUACUUAGAAGUGGCAAUGAAGUCGCGGUUAAGAUUUUGAACAAACCGAAAUCUAACGGCGAAGAUUUUAUAAGCGAAGUGGCCACGAUUGGAAGGAUCCACCACGUUAAUGUGGUCCAACUUGUUGGUUUUUGCUUCGAUUACUCCAAACAAGCUCUUGUUUAUGAUUUCAUGCCGAAUGGAUCUUUGGACAAGCACAUUUUGCAUAAGGACGGUGACCAUUCUCUUGAUUAUAAGAAAAUGUAUGAGAUCUCUCUUGGCAUAGCUAGAGGGAUAGCGUAUCUACAUCGGGGAUGCGACAUGCAAAUUUUACACUUUGACAUCAAGCCUCACAACAUUCUUCUUGACCGGAGUUUCACUCCUAAAGUUUCUGACUUUGGACUUGCAAGACUUUAUCCAACUGGUCACAGCAUAGUAACAAUGACCGCAGCAAGAGGAACUUUGGGAUAUAUGGCGCCCGAGCUAUUCUAUAAGGACAUUGGCGGUGUUUCUUACAAAGCCGAUGUUUAUAGUUUUGGGAUGAUGUUAAUGGAAAUGGCCGGUAGAAGGAGAAAUUUAAAUGCAAAUGCAGAGGCUUCAAGUCAAAUUUAUUUUCCUUUGUGGGUUUAUGAUCAACUCAGCAAAGAAAAUGUGGUUGAAAUGGCAAAUGCCACAGAAGAGGAGAGAGAGACAACGUGGAAGAUGAUAAUUGUUGCUCUUUGGUGCAUACAAUUGAGCCCUCAUGAUCGACCGUCGAUGAGCCGAGUACUCACCAUGCUAGAAGGAGAGAUCGAUAAACUACAACUUCCCCCAAAGCCACUUCUAUAUCCGAGGGAGACUCCAGUUGAUGAUGUUGAGACCGAGCUAGAACUUGAAACAUUCUCAUCUUCCUCAAGUGCUCCAACAAUUUCUAGUAGUUACCGGUAUGAGCACAAUAACAAGUUUGCGGAAUCUAGUUUUGUGUGAUUAUAUAAAUCGAGUGCAAAUUAUGCGUAGUAUUAUCGCUUGUACACGAUUUUUGUGG
This is a messenger RNA of Rhodamnia argentea, 2064 nucleotides long. RefSeq names its product LEAF RUST 10 DISEASE-RESISTANCE LOCUS RECEPTOR-LIKE PROTEIN KINASE-like 2.1. Lineage: Eukaryota; Viridiplantae; Streptophyta; Magnoliopsida; Myrtales; Myrtaceae. Gene Ontology annotation, molecular function: polysaccharide binding; protein kinase activity; ATP binding. The record is from RefSeq and is a predicted model, not a curated record. Gene Ontology annotation, biological process: protein phosphorylation.